Messenger RNA from Actinia tenebrosa (Australian red waratah sea anemone), 3163 nucleotides. RefSeq names its product tolloid-like protein 1. NCBI's taxonomy places the organism in Eukaryota, Metazoa, Cnidaria, Anthozoa, Actiniaria, Actiniidae. Gene Ontology annotation, biological process: proteolysis. Gene Ontology annotation, molecular function: calcium ion binding; metalloendopeptidase activity; zinc ion binding. The record is from RefSeq and is a predicted model, not a curated record.
AAGGUUAUAAAGCUGGAAUAUUAUUUCAAAGGGAGGAUUUUCUGUAAACGGAAGCUGAAACCGAUUUAGAAGCGUUGUGGCGUGUUGCUUAGGAGUGUUGAUGGAAAGCCGUCUUGGAGUCGUGACGUAAUAAUUUCCCUUGCAAUUCUUCCAUACGGAACCUUUACACGAAGCGGUCCUCGAUCAGCGCUGACUUCGACAAAUAUCAAACUACUCAACUCUUUGUAUAUAAAUCGAUUCUGACUCUAAUCGGAUGUUAAUAGGAAAGUGACAAUGGCUUGGACAGCGAUGGUUGUGACUGUGGUAUUUCUUGUAUGUGUUGUGAACGGCGAUAAUGAAGAUUAUGACCCAUGCAAAGCAGACGGGAUUAUUCAAGGUGACAUAGCAACGAACAGACGACAAAUGAGAACAAGACGAGCUGCGACAGCAGACAGGAACAGAUUCUGGAAGGAUGGAAUGAUCCCCUAUGACAUAGAGAUCGACUAUACAGGGGAACAGAAGGCCACCAUUCUACGUGCCAUGCGACACUGGGAAAACUUCACGUGUCUGUCAUUCAUUGAAAAAUCCGAUCAGGACGAUGACUAUAUAUAUUUCCACAACGGACGCUGCGGGUGCUGUUCGUUUGUUGGACGAAAAGGGAAUGGGCGCCAAGGGAUUUCUAUUGGUAAAAAUUGCGAUAAAUUUGGCAUCGUGGUGCACGAGAUUGGUCAUGUGGUAGGGUUUUGGCACGAACACACACGGCCAGACCGACAGGAGUAUGUUACGAUAAUCAAUGAGAACAUCAAGAAAGGCGAAGAACACAACUUUCAAAAGCUUACAAAUCGAGAUAUUGACUCACGGAAUGAGGACUACGACUAUGGGUCCAUCAUGCAUUACGGCAAGUAUACUUUCUCAACGUCAAAAAACCACGUGACAAUACUUCCCAAAAGAAAUCCGUUUUCCAGGAUGGUACCAAUCAUUGGUCAACGAGAAAAGCUUAGUAACGGAGACGUACGACAAACUCAUAAGAUGUAUAGAUGCCCGGAGUGUGGACGCACGCUGCAAGAACCCAAAGGAUCCUUCACAUCCCCUGGGUAUCCUAAGCCAUACUCCCAAAACAAACACUGUGAAUGGCGAAUCUCGGUUACCCCUGGAGAGAGAAUCGUCUUGAAUUUCACAAAAUUCAACCUGAGAAAAGCCUCUAGUAAUCGCGGAUGUAAGCACGAUUUCCUGGAGAUCAGGGACGGCCAUGGCCGGAAGUCAAAUUUGAUUGGUCGAUAUUGUGGCAAGAAGUUCCCACCAACAAUAUGGUCAACCGGAAGUAGACUGUGGAUUAAAUUCAAGUCCGGAAGUUCUGAGAUUAAACCCGAAUUUGGUUUUGCAGCCAAGUAUGAAAAACGUAACGAAUGUAAGGUUAACAAUGGCGGCUGUUCUCAAAUCUGUCGUAACACAUUAGGACACUACGAGUGUGAAUGCUAUCCUGGUUUUGAACUUCAUUCCAAUGGUAAAGACUGUGAAGCUGCAUGUGGUGGAAUCCUGUCGGAUCGUAACGGGACGAUAAUGUCACCCAGUUAUCCGGCAAAUUACCCAAAGAACAAAGGAUGUACAUGGCAAAUAACAGGACUCAAGGGACAACGUGUCUCGCUGAAAUUCAAAGAAUUUAAACUGGAAGGGAGCGCAAAUGGAAAUUGUAGGUAUGACUACGUGGAGAUCAGAGAUGAAAACAACAAAGUGCUAAAGAAAUUAUGUGGUUCAAGCAUCCCCAAGACAAUCACAUCACCUUCUAAUGUCAUGUUUGUGGAUUUCCGAUCAGACCACACCCAGUCCAGAAAAGGAUUCUUAGCUAUGUACUAUAGUGACGAGGACGAAUGUCAAAAACGUAAAGGUGGAUGUCAACACAUCUGCGUCAAUACGAUUGGUAGUUACCGCUGUGCAUGUAAACCAGGUUUUACUUUACACAGCAACAAACACAGCUGUAAGGAAGCAUCAGAGUGCAGCGCCACGUUAACCACCCAGACAGGCUUGAUCAUGUCACCCAACUACCCAGGUGUGUACCAACACAAGAAAGACUGCACAUGGAAGAUCGUGGUCAAACCUGGCAGUCACGUGGAACUGAACUUCAGGUUUUUACAGAUUGAAGAAGCCAACGACUGUCGCUAUGACUACGUCGAGAUCUUUUCAGGGACAGGUGGCCAGGCCGAGAGUAUUGGCCGUGUUUGUGGUAACUCGUUACCAAGCCCUGUAUUGUCAAAGGCACAUAAAUUGAUGAUCAAGUUUCACUCAGACGCUCUGAUAGCUAAACGAGGAUUCAAGGCGAGAUACAACGCUAUAUGUGGUGCUAAAUUAAAUGCCAUCAAUACCGCAAGGACAUUUUAUUCUCAUCCCGCGUAUGGCGACGACGACUAUAGCCCUUCCGUCAAAUGCAGAUGGACUAUCUCCACACGUAACGGCUUCGUCAAGCUCCGCUUCAAGGAAUUCGAGGUGGAAAAGGAGAAAUACUGCAGCUAUGAUGGUGUGACGAUUCGAGAUGGGAGCAACGCCACAUCACCUCUUCUUGGGAAAAUCUGUGGCAACAGCGCGAAGAAUGCCAAACGGGAAUUCUUAUCCACUAGCAACAAGAUGUUUAUCGAGUUCGUCUCAGACCUGACCACUCAGAAGAAAGGAUUCAUCGCUGAAUACGUUCGCGUCAAGAGGAAGGGAAGGAACAGGUCUAAAGAAUAUAAAACAGGAAAAAUAUAAAGAUUGGAAUAAUUUAUAGAAGUAAACAUAUGCAUUUGUCGUAUUAUGUAGCGCCUGAAAAAUCUUGCGUUUUCAGGGCUUUGUUUUCUGCUUCAGUUUUUCUUGGGGAAUUUUUGCUUUUUUACUUUCUGUUGAUUAUAUUUGUGGUAUUUAUUAUAUCUUUACUUUCUUAUGGACAAAAAAAAACUGGUAAAAGUUCAUUCAAGGUCUUUGAAGUUAAAAUAACUGCAAAGGAAAGUCGGGAUAAAUAAAUUUGAAAAUAGUGUUUUUUAAGAAGAUAGAAUAGACAUGAUACUGAAGCAGUUAAGUGUUAUGCCUUGCAGGAUGUUUUUUUACGGAAGAAAUCGCGCGUUUGUUUUCGUUCGGGGUAAUUUUCGCUCUUCAUUUUUCAGGGAUUUUUAGAUCACUUUAUGAAACAACUAUUGUAAUAAAGAAAUGGAAUCUA